This is a messenger RNA of Eimeria mitis, 4245 nucleotides long. Its product is annotated as WD-repeat protein, putative. Gene Ontology annotation, molecular function: protein binding. The transcript is spliced from 12 exons. The record is from RefSeq and is a predicted model, not a curated record. The coding region runs from base 1 to 4245 and encodes 1414 amino acids. Gene Ontology annotation, cellular component: non-motile cilium; intraciliary transport particle A. Gene Ontology annotation, biological process: protein localization to cilium; non-motile cilium assembly; intraciliary retrograde transport. NCBI's taxonomy places the organism in Eukaryota, Apicomplexa, Conoidasida, Eucoccidiorida, Eimeriidae.
AUGGAGGCAAGUCUCCUAUGGCGGCAACGGGCCGCUAGAGGAGAAGAUGCGGGUAUUACGCUGUGGAGUGUCGCAUGCAGCCCUGACGGCUCUCGCAUUGCUGUAGGGGUAGGUUUUUGUGUGAUUCUUGUCGACGCUGAGUCGGGAGAUACGCUUCAGACGCUUUCUGGCCAUAAGGGCAACGUGAACGCAAUCGCAUACGCUUCAAGUGGGAAGCAGUUUGCUUCAGGAGGAGCUGACAAGCAAAUCAUUCUCUGGGCAUCAACGGGGGAGAUCUUAAGGCACUUCGCGCACUCAGGAAGCGUGCAGGCCCUUGCAUUCAACCCUCGUACGCUGGUGCUCGCCAGUGGCACUACAGAAGAACUUUGCUUGUGGUAUGACGAUGGCUCUAGCGGACUAGGUGAAGAGGAGAGUAGUCGGCUGGGGAGCAGGUCAAGCUUCUUUAGCUCUAAGUCUUUGGGGACGACACAGAUCACUCGUAGCAACAGCAGGACUCCGGGCAGCGCUUCAAGUAUUCUCGGCAACGCGAUUGCCGUGGGGUUGGCCUUGGCCAGCGGCAACAGUGACAUCAAAUCCAGCCAAAGCUCCUCAGGCCUUCAGCGGUGUGACCGAAUCAAAAUAAGUUCCCGUAUUUGCGUUCUGUCAUGGGAUGACGAAGGCCGACGGCUUGCUGCAGGUCAGUAUAACGGGUUACUGGUGGUGCAUGAUAGCGAAGGUUCGAAGAUAUGGAGUCACCAGCUGGAUGCUCCAGUCUGGGCGUUGGCUUGGCGACCAAGCAAUUCUGGGAACGCAGCCGAUCAGGGAAGUGUUCUGGUGGCGUGCACGUUUGAACCGAGAGUUUGGCUGUUCGAUGCUGAUGCAAAAGCCGCACUAAGGUCCACGCAGCUUACGUAUGACCCGCUGUACGUUGAAUUUGCCCCAAAAGGCGAGUACUUCAUUUUGGUAGGCGUGGACGGCGGCAUCUCUUUGUGGAGCUAUAAGGGCAUAUGCCUGCAGCCGCUGGACUUUUCUGCUGAAAAGCCAGAGGUGACAGCCUGUUGCUUUCUUCCAUCCGGACAGCGGAUUGCCCUUACCACGCGGGAGGGAGACCUAGGGAUUGCACAGCUGAGGCUACCUGUAGUUCACGGUCUUUAUCGUGAAGUGUAUGCUCGUCGGACAGCCCUCUGCGAGGUUACCGUUCGCAAUUUACUCACAGACAUGACGACAACCAUUCAGUUUGAUGAGCUCGUUUACAAGAUAGCAGUGUACAAAUUCCUGCUGGCUGUCCAGCUGAAGGAAUGCGUCAUAAUAGCAGAGGUUUGCUCGGGAGAUUCCGGCCCUCUGGAGUACCGUGAAGUCCGCCGCCUCAUGGGAUCAUUUGAGUGUUCGCUGAUGCUGUUGACGGCCAACUCUGUCGUUCUGUGUAAAGGCAACACUCUGAGGCUCCAAGAAAUCGAAGGGAGUGUAAAAAGGCAGUGGACGCUAAGGGCUUCCGUUCGGUACAUAAGAGUGCUUGGAGGCCCACCUGGUGCAGAGACGCUGUUGGUUGGUCUUAAGAAUGGAGAGGCGCUCUACGUUUACGUACACCAGGAACUUCCACUGCCUCUUUUGCACCAUCGUGUUGGGAUAGUCUGCAUGGACGUGUCAGCCGAACGCAACCGGCUUGCAAUCAUAGACGAAGAAAAGGAACUCUGCAUUUACGACAUGCCCAGUAAAAACCGGUCAUACUCUCAGAAAGACUGUACUUCUGUUGCGUGGCAUGAGUCGAUGGACGACUUAUUGUCGUUUACCGGUAGCAGAAGUCUUUUUAUAAAGGCAGGUUCCUUGGCUCCUCAGCAACAGUUUUGUCAAGGCAUCGUUGUUGGCUUCUUGGGGUCAGGCGACCUUCACCUUUCGCGCAAAUCGUUCCAACAUCAAAAGGACUUCAGGGCUAUAUCUAUGUUGAAUCAUAUGCAGUUAGAGCUUAAACUGUUAGACUUGAGCCCAACACGGCGUCAGCAUGUUUGCAAAGCCUAUGCUUACGCCUAUGUCCAGAAUUUCACAGGUGCAGCGGAGGAGUGGGCCGCUGCAGGCCUGCCUCAACGGGCUUCUGAGAUGUUUGCUGACUUGCGUCGGUGGACGGAAGCAGCGCGCUGGGCUAAAGUCGCUGAACAGACCCAGAAAUGCUCUGAAGCAACCACGGACGAAACCGCAAAGCCGUCUUCGAAGGAAGGAGAUAAGCCGGAGGAAAUCGCAAAGGGGACUCCUCAGCAGCCCAUCGGCUCCCCAAUGCAGAGAAAAAAGAAGAUGCCAGACAUGGAACAAGAAUGCAGAGAAGCUGCAGCCCUGUACGCCGCUGCGGGGCAACUACACCGAGCCUGCCAAGUUCACGCGAAGAUCGGGGACACCCACAGCAUGGUCGAAAUCAUGAGAAAAUGCAGAACUACCGAAGUAGCACCGCCAGGCCAGGAGCAAGAACGUCUUCAAAUGCAUCAGGAAGGCGAGAAGGAAUCACUUGGAGAUCGUGAAGCUUCGGCAGCUUUACGUUGCGCUGCGCAUGCUUUUGAAAAGUGCGGUAAUAUCAACUUUGCCAAGGAGGCUUUGCUGAUCCUUGGAGACAAAGUAGGAUUUUUAAAGCUUCUCAUCCGGGCUGGCCGGUGGGAAGAGGCCCUUUCUCGAGCAGAACAGGACCCAGAAAUCCUGCAUCAUGUGCUUGUACCAUGGGGUCACGAGCUUUUUCGUCGCGAUCAGCCCGAGUUAGCUAUCGGUGCUUUUCGGCGGGCAGGAAGGGAAGAUCUAGCUUUAAAGAUAGAGUUCGCCUUGCUCGAAGGCGCAGUAUCGCAGAAGUUCUACGCCCAGGCGGCGGGGCGGUGUUGGGCCAUUGCCAGGGCUUUUGCUAAUUUGGCAACAUUCAAUGAAGAGGAGCAAAGCCAUUCAGCAUGUGUGAAGGCUUGUGAUGAGGCAGUUACGGCCCACCAGUCACUCAGUAAAAAUGUCAUCAGGACAUUCCCGGUCUGCGUUUGUCAAUUCCUCGUUUGCUACUUCCGGCGUCUCUCUGAGAUCUACUGGGUGUACUUCGUCCUGGUUCGCCAGGCAUCAUCUGUGCCACCGAGGGCUGCAAUGCCACCCCACGCAGUCCUGAGGGCAUGCACAUUUCUGUGGACGCAUGCGCUUGCGCCCCUUGGGCAGGCUGUUUAUCCCAAGCUUGCUGCGGCAAUGGAUGGCAGCGAACCUGCCCCCCUCGCUGGAAUCUUGCAACCACAGUUGCAAAUCAAACGCCAAGAAUCCAGUUUGGGGACUCUGCCGACUUGGCGGUUGCCGCCAUGGUGGAAUGACGCUCAGGAUGCGCUUGAAGCUGUUGAUGUGCAGACGCAUCUGCGCCUCUGUGGAAUCCGCGUCAAUCGGCGAGUCAAAGGCAUCCGGUCCUUUCUCGUAUUGCGCCUGAUGACAGAUGCGGCACUCCAACUACGUGACUUUCAGACAGCAGUAGCAGCCUGCAAAGAGCUUCGAAAACUUGCACUGACGGGUGCUGAACACGAGGAAAGAGCGGAACUGGAAUUGCAGGUGAUGGCAGCCCAAGUGUCUGCGGUGCACGACGGCAGUCUUCGUGAUGCUUCUGCAGCCUUGACAAGGGCCCCCUGUGGUCUAUGUGGAGCUGUUGUGCCGCUGCUGACCGCUGAAGCUGUGCCACUAGGUGCCGACUUGAGCUGCGGAAAAUGCGGCAGUCCAAUUACAAUGGAAUUCGGUACAUUCGCACCAAUUACAGCAGUCGAGUUCUCCAUGUGUAAAGCCUCAGAGGAACAGUUUGCGGAUAUUUCGUCGUUACCUACUAAAGAUAUAGUUUCAGAUGAGCUUUUCCUGGCGGCCGUUCGGGGGAACCUGUUGCAUCUACGUGCAGCGGCAUCCUACGACAAAAAGCGUUCUUUUGGCCCUCUAGAGUUCCAGCCACCUUCGGUAACUCCGGAUGUCUUGCUCAACCAACCGCCCGAAAAAGUUUUGAGGCGCACGAACAAUUACCUUGAGGGUGCGGCUGGCUCCCGCACCCUCAGGCUACUUCGACUGCCUCAAACAGCGGCUGAACAAGCACUGUCUAGUGCUUGCAUAGCGGAGAGGGCUACUACGCGAUAUCCUGAAACACUGAUGACGUGUGGCACAUGUUCCCACUUGUUUAUUCACCCACCAGCGCACAGGCCACUCUUGAGGGGUGACAUGUGCACCUUGUGUUCUACCAAAGGCUCUCUCACUCCGAUAAUCCAGUGCCACGCACUUACAUUUGGACAACAGUGA